This is a messenger RNA of Helianthus annuus (common sunflower), 1065 nucleotides long. Its product is annotated as UPF0481 protein At3g47200. The transcript has a single exon. The record is from RefSeq and is a predicted model, not a curated record. The coding region runs from base 1 to 1065 and encodes 354 amino acids. Lineage: Eukaryota; Viridiplantae; Streptophyta; Magnoliopsida; Asterales; Asteraceae.
AUGGAAAACAUGAAAAAGAGUUAUUUCGUUAAACUAUUGCGUGAGGUAGGCUCACCGGAUCAAACUCUUCAAAACUGUAUGCAAAUGGUGAUGGGUUUAAUGGAACGAAUUAGGAGAUAUUAUUUUGGGGUGGAUUUAAACACGUAUACUAAUGAUGAGCUUGCUUUGAUGAUGGUUAUAGAUGGUUGUUACAUACUUAGAUAUAUUAAUAAUCUUUCUAUAAGUGGCAGUUUAUAUUCAGACAACAAGUUACGCAGUAGGAAUAUCGCUUUGGACCUGGUGUUGCUAGAAAAUCAGAUCCCAUUUUUUGUUCUUGAAUACAUCCAUGACCUCACUGUCCAAAAAAUGCAACCACAAUCCAAUCUAACAACCAUGCUUAAGGUUAUACUAGAUCACAUCAAUCCGUUUGAAGAUCCCUUAAAACUUGAAAAUGUUGGCACAGAUGCAACUCAUAAACACAUUCUUGGCCUUCUACACACAUGUUACAAACCUAUAUUUCAUGAACUACCGAUAAUAUCAACAAUUCCAACAGCCCACUCAGCCGUAGAACUAGAUAGAGUUGGGGUGAAGAUCAAGCCAAAUAAAACCUUGACUUGGCCAAUGGAAAUGAAGUUUAAAAAGAAAUCCAAGUUCUGGCAUAAACCUACUCUCAAAAUGCCAGUAGUGCGUGUUGACAAUUUCUUUGAAGUCGUGUUAAGGAACCUCAUUGCAUACGAGCAGUACUCUCCGGUUGAGAAUUAUGUUACAUCAUAUGCCAUGGCAAUGCAUAUGCUAGUCCCUACUCCAGCAGAUAUUGCUAAGUUGGGAAAAUCAGGUGUCAUUAUCAGCCACUUGGGUUCAAACGAAAAGGCUUCAAAUUUGAUAAGCAGCAUAUGCGAAAAUGUCAACUUGCCAGAUUUCUAUUACAUGGAACCAUGGAAGAAUAUAGCUCAACACUGCAACAGUUACUGGCCCAGAAAUUUAGGGGUGUUUAAGGGAACAUAUAUUGAUACUCCAUGGAAAGUGAUUGCUCUACUUGCUGCAAUUGUAGUGUUUCUUAUUACUGUAAUUCAAUUCUUUCGUUAA